UCCCCGGGGGGGGCUCGGGGGGUCUAUAGGGGACCCCUGGAGCCGCCUGUGGGCAUCCCCGCGCCCUCUGACGUCACUACGCGAAGACGUGACGUCACCCAUCCCGGCUGUCGGUUCCCGCGGGCAUAGCGGGGGGUGUGACGUCACGGGGGGGGGGGUGGGUCAGUGACGUCAGGCGUUCCCGGCAGCCCUCGCGGCCAUGGCGGGGGGGGGUCCCUGGGCCCGGCUCGCGGCCGCGCUCGCGCCCCCCGCGCCGCGCCGGCCCCGCCCCUCGGCGCGUCAGCAGACGGAGCUGCUGCUGCUGCUGUUGGAGUCCCCGCGGGCGCUGUGCGGGGAGGGGUCCCCGGGAGCCGGGCCGGGGUCUCCGGAGGGUGCGGGGGACACCGGGGGGGCUCUGCUGGCGCUGCUGGCCGAGCCCCCCGGGGCUCCCGGGGCCGCCCCCCGGUGGCUGCUGCUGCUGGCGGCCGUGACGGCGCUGGCGGCCCGCGGGGACCGGGCGGGGCUGGCGGCGCUGGCGGAGCUGCUGCAGCGCCCCGGGGCCGCGGGGGGGGCCCCGGCGGCGGCCGCGGAGGUGCUGCGGGAGCUGCGGCGCCUCGGGACCCCCGGGACCACCGGGACCCCCGGGAGCCUCCGGGACUGCCCCGCGCUGCAGCCGCUGGUGCUGCUGCGGGCGGAGGAUCCAGCGGAUCCCUGGGGAGAGGCGGGGCCGGAUCCCGGCGCAGCCUUCGGCCUCGCUCCGGCCGCUCGGGCGCAGCUCCCGCGGUUCGGGGGGGGCGCUGCCGGGGCCCCCCCGGUUCUGGCGGCGGCGGAACCGGCCCCGGUGCAGGCGGCGCUGCUGGGGGGGGGUCUCGGUGCGGGGGUCGCGCCCCGGUUGGCGGCGCUGGCGCUGCACCCCGCGCUGCCCCCCCCCGCUGCGCCUCUUCUUCCUCCUCUGCCUCCUCCAGGGGGGGGACCCCAAAAACCCCGGCGGGGACCCCAAAACCCCCCCCCCGCUGCCCCCCGCCCUGGCGGCCGCGCUGUUCCCGGGCCCGGGGGGGGCGGCGGAGCCCCCCGAGAUGUUCCUGCCCCGCUUCGAGGCGGCGGCGGCGAUCUGCGGCGGGGGGAGCCCCCUCCCCAAAAUGCCGGGGGGGCGCGAGUGGCUCUGGGGGCUGGUGGCGUUUUUGGGGGGGGGUCCCCCCGUCCUGUUCUGCCGGGCCGCGCUCGCCUACGGCCGCCGCUGCGGGGGGGUCCCCGGGGCGGAGUUGGGGGCGGCGGCGCGGCGGUUAUUGGGGGGGGGUCACCCCGCCGCCCCCCCCCACCUGCUGGAGCUCGCCAAGGUUUUGGGGGGGACCCUGGGGGGGGAUUUGAUGGCGCAGGUCCUGCGCGCCCCCCCGCCCCCCCCGGGCACCCCCCAGCUCCGGGGGGUGCUGAAGGUGCUGCGGGACCCCCCCGCGGAGGGGGAGCACCCCGGGACCCCCCCCAAACGCACCCCGGGGUGCGGCGGUACCUGCGGCGGGCGCUGGCGGCGGGGGGGGGCGGCUGGGGGGGGGCUCAGGGGGUGCUGAGCGCCGCCGCCCCCCUCCUGCCCCACGGGGGGGUCCCGCUCUGCGCCCCCCCGCCCCACCAACCCCCCGAUUUUGGGGUGGGGGGUGACCCGGACGUGCGGGACCGCGGCCGCCUCCACCGGGCGCUGGCGGCCGCGCUGGGCCCCCCCAAACUGGCCGCGGUUUUGGGGCCCCCCCCGCGCUGCGCCCCUCCGCCCCCUCCCCAAAACGGCCCCGGGGGGGGCACCGGGGGGGGCGCCCCCCCUCCCUGCUGCCCGCGCCCCCCCCUGCCGCCUGCGCUGCCUCCCCGCGCCCCCCCCCCCCGUUCCCCGCCCCCCCCGGGGCCCCCCAGGACCCCGAGGGUUGGGGGGCGGCUCUGCUGGAGGGGGGGGGUCGGCCCGUGCCCCUCCCCCUGCGGCUGCGCCUGGAGCCUCUGGGGGGGGCCCGAACCGAGGGGACCCCUCCCCAAAUCGGGGGGACCUCUCCCCAAAUGGGGGGGACCCCUCCCCAAAUGGGGGGGCCGCCCCCCCCCGUGCUGGCGCUGCAGCUGCUGCUGGGGGGGGGCGGGGGUCGGGCCGAGGGGGCGCUGGCGGCGCUGGGCGGGGGUCGCGGGGGGGCCGAGCUGA
Messenger RNA from Taeniopygia guttata (zebra finch), 2149 nucleotides. Lineage: Eukaryota; Metazoa; Chordata; Aves; Passeriformes; Estrildidae. The record is from RefSeq and is a predicted model, not a curated record.